Corythoichthys intestinalis (scribbled pipefish) is the source of this 5000-nucleotide messenger RNA. Its product is annotated as phosphoglucomutase-1-like. Lineage: Eukaryota; Metazoa; Chordata; Actinopteri; Syngnathiformes; Syngnathidae. The record is from RefSeq and is a predicted model, not a curated record. The transcript has 10 exons. Gene Ontology annotation, cellular component: cytosol. Bases 3407 to 4882 code for a protein of 491 amino acids. Gene Ontology annotation, biological process: carbohydrate metabolic process. Gene Ontology annotation, molecular function: phosphoglucomutase activity; magnesium ion binding.
CAGACUGGAUAAACAGAAGUACACCUGUAGGCUGUUUUAUGAACGGGGGGGUGUACGAACAGCGCGGGAAAAGGGGUACUUUCAAAUGCAACCUGUAGCGGAGCUCUCCUGUUUGAUAACUCUCGAUGGCUAAACAAUUGAAACGACCUCCACAACAAGGCAAAACUCUUCCCUUUCGGUAAUUAUCAGAGAGUAUAGAGGGGCCUUAAAUAACCCGUUGUCAAAAAUAACUGGUGACCAUUCAGAACUUUACUAACAAAGCACUGAACAUGACUUGUAUGGAAGGCACUAGUUCAUCACUCUAGUUACCUCAUUGCUCAUGAUUUAUUUAUUUAUUUAUUUAUUUUUAUCGUUAACAAGCGCUUUACAAAGGGGCCUUAAAUAACUCGUCACAACGCCAACUGGCGACAAUUCAGAUCCCAACUGACGUUCGCUAACUUUACUAGCAAAGCCCUGUGUGAAAGGCGCUAGUUAGCCCCUCUGCAGUUAGAGCUACCUCGAGUAACUGCGUUCUACGAGGCGGUGAAAUAUCGAGGACUAUCUGAAGUCAGUUAUCAAGAAAUUAAGCGAAUACUUGUGUUAUAGACACCAUUACAAGCGCAGAAAUUGAUCGAACGACACGAUUGAAUAAUUUAUGAAGACUAUUAUAGGCCAUCACUCAAACUUUUAGUUUUAAGAAGUUAACCAUUUUUGACAUUAAUCCCUUACCUUGCCGCCAUUUCCAACGGGUCCGGGCGAGAAGCUGGGAUGGAGAGGGGUUCGGCCUCCUCAUUGCUGAUUGGUGAUAACUGUGCUCCCGUCUCUCACGCUUGUCAGUUAUUUUUUGUCACGAGAAGAGAGUGGCGGUGAUAGGCCUAGAUCAUAGGACUAGAGUGUAAUUUUGAGCAUGGACUAUGGUUUUGAAGUUAACGGUUUCACUAGCUCGUUGACAUGCCCGCCCCCCUCAUUUUUUUGUCUUCGGAUCUACGUGAUUCAGAAGAAUGACCCAUUUUGAUUUCAAAACGGCGAAAUUUCGCCGAAAGGUGGCAAGUUUGCAUGCCUGGUUAUCAGGUAUUCACAGUUCAACAAAAAUUAGUGGAUGAGAGAAGCUCGGUGAGGAAGAGAAGAACGUUUUUGGGUCAGUGUCAAGGAAUUUCAGGACCACUAUUCGGCGUCCUACGCUGGGUGAAGCAGUGCCGGUUAUAGUGGGAAUGGGACGCCGUGAACCUCAAUUUAGAUCAUUGUUAGUUGAUGUAGGUUUGCAUAGGGACGGUAGGGAUAUAACACUACCAACUUUUCAAGAUGCUCAAAUUGUCCCCACCAACCUUUAAGCAACCAUAUAUGGAUUAUAUAAUGAGUUCAGUUACACAGGUAAUUUAGAUUGUCUUUCCAUAUGUGUAAGGAAAGAAUUGACCCUAGCAUUAUUAACUUACAUUUACCCCUUUUCACUUGCUGAAUGUGCCGGUCCACCCCCCCCCCAAACGCACGUUUGAUUGGCUGAUGACUCGACCCACCCCCAAUACACACAGGCAUGCUCACACUCACAUGGCUCUGACAGAAAUACAUGUCGACAACAUGCCGCCUCCUCCGCCUCCUUCGAAGACGAGGGAUAUUAGAAGUUUUUUUCGGCCAGCAGCAGCCACUGUAAGUAACUUAAAAAGACACCAAUGUUGUGGAGGUGGAAAACACACAACUAAUUUUGCUACUGAAAGUCUGACCUGUAUCAGAGUUAGCAUAACAUUAAACUGUGUGAACUUGCUAACCUGCAAAACUCGAGUAGGAAGCUGCUUAGAGAGAAGUGUCCUACUGUUUCUGUUUUCUACUGCUAACGUUAAUUAAACUGUGAGAGAUGUAGUGAACUCUGCUGGAAAAAGAACCAGAAAGACGUGAGCAAGAAGCUGCUUAGAGAGUGACGGGUCCUGCAUAACCUCAUAUUUUGCUCACACAACACGACAUAAUCAUAAUUAACAAUUUGCAUUAAAAAAAGUUCCCACACUAGCUUUGCAAUCAACUGGUCGAUCGUGAUCAACGUAAUGAGCACCCCACAUUUAGCCUAUCAAUUAAUUAGGUUCAUAUCCGCGAGAAAUGUUACCAUGACCCCAGUUCACUAAUCUAUUUGGUCUUCUUAAUGUACAUGCAGGUUAUGCUGUUAUAUAGUCCCUACCAAUGUUGAGACCAAACCUACGCCCUUGGGGAGAAUACCAUAAAGAUAAGAGGUUCCACUGAGAAGUUGAAGCUCAUAUUCAGGAGGGGUGGUGUUUUCAUUCUGGCCAGCUGUACACCCUUGGUAGUAUUAAAGGGACAGGCAACACGUUUAUCAUGUGCAUUUGAGAAGAAAGAAUUUUGUUUGACGAAUCGUAAUAGUGGAGAAAAACUUAGAUAGAAGCCAGUAUUUCCAGGAAGUGGAUGCAUGAAAUGCAAGGGUUAGGGCCAGACAUUUUUAUAUAUCACUACAGUUUUAGCCAAUCAAAUGCAAGCACACCAAAUCGCCUGCCCUUCCCUGUGACUUCAGUAAUACCCAUUGUCCCGUGCACCUAUAUGUUUGAGUGAGUGUUUAUAUGUGUGGGUAUGACUGAGAUCACAAAAUGGCUGUGCUUGAAAGCACUUUAAUGUUUGUGUUUAAACAUUAUUUUCUCCAUUAUCAGAUGUCAAAGAAAUUUACGAUUUGCAUGCCAUGCAUACUUUUAGCAUCCAUCUUUUACAUGAAGGUCGUUUAUACUUGGUGUUGCCUGUCCUGUUAAUGAUGUCUGACCAAGUCCCUCAGGAGCGAGCCCAGUAAUACGUCUUUUUUUUGUGUGUUUUAAUCCUGUACGACCAGUGUCAGUUUGGUCCGCAUUGCUGUCAGUACUUCAGACUUUUUUCCAGUGACGGUUGGACCUCCCUCAUGUCAGAUUGUGUUCAUAAUCCUUAUGGACUGAUUUUUUGAGCAUUGCUAAGGAAUUGAAGGAGUUCUGGUUUAGUAGCUUUAGUGUUUUAUUACUACUUUUUGCAGAUUAUAUAAUUCUGUCAGCUCCAACAGGCCGCUAUGUUCAGCACUUAAUGAAUUGGUUUGAGGGCAAAGCAGUUGUGAUAGGAAUCAGCAAUUCCAACUUCACCUGUAGUUAUUAGCUGUGGCUCAUGCCCGAAAUAACGAAAUAGCAGAUACUGUACAAGUGGCCGAAAUGAGCUUUUGUCAUGACCAGGAAAAGCGAGCUAGAAAAAUUUUUGUGUUCCAAUACAUCAAGUCUGUGUUUCGGUUUUCAGUCGGACAGUAAUCUUCAGGGAAUUUACAAGCGUAAAAUAUACUCUCACAUGACACAACCUGUUCUUCAAGUGCCUCAACUUACACCCAAUAAGUGAAAUGUUAAACCUUGGAAGAAGAAGAAGCAUGGCACAUUAAAUCCAAUAUUAAGUGGUGGCCCUGCUCACACCAGUCCAACAAAAACCCAUGAAGUCACACAGACAUUUACCUGUGACAUUUCCUCAGGUGGGCCGUCUCAUUGUUGGUCACCAUGGAUUAAUGUCCACACCAGCUUGUUCCUGUGUGAUCAGGAAAUUUAAAGCCAUCGGUGGUAUCAUCCUCACCGCCAGUCACAACCCAGCGGGGCCUGACGGGGACUUUGGCAUCAAGUUCAGCACUGCAAAUGGAGGACCAGCCAAUGAUGCCAUUACAAACAAGAUCUACCAGAUCAGUAGAACCAUUGAAGAGUUUGCCAUCUGCCCUGGACUCAGACUUGAUCUGACAACUCUAGGCAAACAGACAUUUGAUCUGGAAAACAAGUUCAAACCUUUUACAGUUGAAAUUGUGGAUGCUGUGGAGUCCUAUGCUAACUUGAUGAGAAACAUCUUCGACUUUGCUGCCCUGAAGGAGCUUCUAUCGGGCGAAGACCACAUCAAAAUAAGACUGGAUGCCAUGCAUGGAGUGGUAGGUCCAUAUGUGAAGAGAAUACUUUGUGAUGAACUAGGUUGUCCUGACAAUUGUGCCAUCAAUUGUGUCCCAAUGGAAGAUUUUGGUGGUCACCGUGCCGAUCCAAACCUCAUCUACGCUGUAGACUUGAUUGACAGCAUGAGAGAUGGAGAGUAUGACUUUGGUGCAGCAUUUGAUAGCGAUGGGGAUCGAAACAUGAUCCUUGGAAAGCACGGCCUCUUUGUCACCCCGUCUGACUCGUUGGCCGUGAUCGCUGACAACAUCUUCUGUAUCCCAUACUUUCAGCACAGAGGGGUGAGGGGCUUGGCCCGCAGCAUGCCCACAAGUGCGGCCUUGGACAGAGUAGCCAAGGCUACAAAAAUAGAGCUGUAUGAAACUCCCACUGGGUGGAAGUUCUUUGGAAACUUAAUGGACGCAGGACGACUGUCUUUGUGUGGAGAAGAAAGCUUUGGAACAAGUGGAGAUCAUAUUCGUGAGAAGGAUGGGCUUUGGGCUGCGCUGGCGUGGCUGACCAUCAUGGCCUCAAGAAGGCAAAGUGUGGAAGAAAUACUUCAAUACCACUGGAUAAAAUAUGGAAGAAACUACUUCACCAGGUAUGACUAUGAGAACAUUGACAUUGACGCAGCCUGUGAAAUGAUGGAGGAUGUUGAGCUCCUGAUUGCAGACAAGACUUUUGUGAGGCAGCGAUUUGCAGUGGAAGACAAAAUCUAUCAAGUGGAAAAAGCUGACAAUUUUGAAUACACAGACCCAGUUGACAGCAGCAUCACCCGGAACCAAGGUCUGCGGAUAAUCUUCUCUGAUGGUUCUCGAAUCAUCUACAGGCUCAGUGGUACAAGUAGUGAUGGGGCCACCGUUCGGAUCUACCUGGAAACCUAUGAGAAGGAAGCCGUAUUUCAAGAAACACAGGUGGUGUUGGCACCAUUAGCCACAAUCGCUCUGAAGAUUUCCCAGCUCCAUCACAGGACUGGUCGUACUGGUCCGUCAGUUAUCACUUAACUUAACCCACCAGUUACCCCAUAGUAGCUUUCAUUUAAAAGCACACACACACACUAUAUACAUAAUUCAAUUUUAUAUGCUAAUGUGGCAAUAAUGUUGUAGGAUUUAGGUGACAAAA